Heterotrigona itama is the source of this 769-nucleotide messenger RNA. Lineage: Eukaryota; Metazoa; Arthropoda; Insecta; Hymenoptera; Apidae. The record is from the annotation of a GenBank genome assembly.
AUGAAUUAUAUACCUGCGGAAUUAAAACACUUUGACGAGGUUAAUAUUAAACAUUCUGAUGAAUUAUACAAUGUUACAUGAGAUAAUGUAUAUAUAUAUAUAUAUAUGAUACCUUAGUUAUUUUAGCAGAUUAGUGCAAUAAAUUUAGAAUUUAAGUUAAGCUAUACAUGAUAUAAUAAAUAAUAAUAAUUAUAUUAAACUUUAUUUUAAUAAUUCUAAUAGUUAUAUUGAGUGUAGCUUUUUUAACACUUUUUGAGCGUAAAAUUUUAAGAUAUAUAUACAGUAUCGAAAAGGUCCAAAUAAAUUAUCUUUCAAAGGUCUGAUACAGCCUUUUAGAGAUAUAUUAAAACUUUUAUCGAAGGAAAUAUUCUACUUAAAUUCAAAUAAAAUAUUCGACUACAUAUCUAUAAUAAUAAUAAUACGAACAAUUUCUCAAAUAAUUUCAUUUGAAGUAUUAGUUUACUUGAUCGUAUUUGUUAUUAUAAUGAUAAUUGAAGACUUUAGUUUAAUAAAAAUUAUUAUUUAUCAAGAUAAUGUCAAUUUUUUUAUUUUAAUAUAUCCUCUUUAUUUUAUAUUUAUAUUAAGAAUAUUAAUUGACCUAAAUCGGGUACCAUUUGAUUUAAUUGAGAGAGAGUCUGAAUUAGUAUCAGGAUUUAACCUAGAAUAUUAUAGAAGAUUGUUUACUAUGAUUUUUUUUUGAUCAGAAUAUAUAAAUUUAUUGUUUGUAAGAGUGACUUUAGUAAUUAUAUUUUAUGGAGUUAAAUUAUGA